AUGGAGAGUUGCGGGCCAACGGACACAGGGGCGGAAGCAGUUGUACGUCUCAAUGUAGGCGGACACCAGUACACCACUGCAGUUUCAACACUUACCGGCACCGAUGGAAUGUUGGCAAGGAUGUUUAAUGGAACCUACAGCUCUACCAAAAUCGAUGGCGCAUAUUUCAUCGAUCGUGAUGGUCAGCUCUUUCGGUAUGUCUUGGAGUUUCUGAGAAACCAGACGGUGCAAUUGCCGGAUUCGAUCUCAGUACUCCGUCAGAUCCAACAGGAGGCUGAGUUCUUCGCCAUUGCCGGCCUGCUUGCGGCAGUGAAACAGAAGCUGCUGGAACGUCGUGUGCGCGUGGAGAUCCAUGUCGAGCGCUUUCGGUGCUCGGACGAUGGCUGCAACUGCGGGGCUGGGCAGAAGGUAGAAGUGAGCGCCUUGGAGGGCUUGGCCUUUUUCGAUUGUGAGCUUUUCCAUCCGCGGCGGGAGCUGCGGCCAAAUUGGACAACGCCAAGUGCAUCUCUUUUGGUGACUUUGCAUCCAGAGGAAAGCCUUGAGCCUGCGAUAGAGGCCGUGCACCAUGCUAUUCUUUGUGCAGACGAGGUCUGUGAGCAAAGUGCCAAGGAGAUUGUGUUGGAGGAGGGCUCUCCAGUGCGACGUGCUUUGGGCGACUUGGCUGCGACUCCGGAGAUGUGCUAUCUCCAAUGGUAUGCCCGAGCCAACGAGUACAAGGUUGGUGACACGCGAGACCCAAGCCUUCAGUAUGUGCACUACGCCAAGUGCGUGAAGCUGACCUUUGAAGUGCAGCUCGUUGGCUCACCCCCAACCGUGUCAGUUUGA
Durusdinium trenchii is the source of this 825-nucleotide messenger RNA. Lineage: Eukaryota; Dinophyceae; Suessiales; Symbiodiniaceae. The record is from the annotation of a GenBank genome assembly.